Molecule: messenger RNA, 1071 nt
Organism: Cucumis melo (muskmelon)
Lineage: Eukaryota; Viridiplantae; Streptophyta; Magnoliopsida; Cucurbitales; Cucurbitaceae
Exons: 7
Coding region: 1-1071 (356 amino acids)
Biological process (GO): ribosomal small subunit biogenesis; ribosomal small subunit export from nucleus
Cellular component (GO): nucleus; cytosol; preribosome, small subunit precursor
Source: RefSeq, a predicted model, not a curated record
AUGCAGUCUCGUGGGGAAGUUGGUGGAAAGUCGUCACCGAAAAAUGAUAGAAGAGAGAUUUUAGAGCUUGAGUUCCCCGAUGAUUGUUUGUUGUAUCUUCGGAAGAUUAAGAAUACUAGUAGUGGUUCGAUAUUUUAUUUGAACCCCAAGGUCAAGCUGAAUCAUGUUUCACGCGAUGAGGCUUAUGACGCCUCCAGAAUGAUUGUUUCUAAAGUGAACGUUGAUGCCGAUGAGAACGUCUACAAAGUUGCGUCCAAGAUUGUUGGUGUAAUGCCCCAAAAAUUUUCGAGUUGGGUCGUUACAGUUGGAGGCAAGGUUCAAAAUGUUGUUGACCCUAAAAAGGCUGCACUUCUUGACGACGAUGAUUUAUUGCAAUUUGGUUCUGAUGUUGAGGACUUAGAAGAAGACUUUGUUGUUCAGAACAUACACACAUAUGUAUAUGUUGUUUUAUUCAUUAAUUCAUAUUGUGAUGGAUCUACUGCCACGGAUCGUGUUUUUGUUUGUGUUGACAACCACUCUUAUACCCUCCCUGCCUUCGAUGAUGGUCCUGUUGAUGCUUCCAGUUUUGCCUGCUACGAUGAAGAUCCUAACUCAAUAUUUGUCGAUGCUUCUGAGGAUUAUGUUGAGGAGAAUGGAGGUUUUGGGUCAUCUAUGUCUUCUCGUGGGGAAAUUAAGAAUACUUGUUGUGGUUCGACAUUUUAUCAGAAUCCCAAGGCCAAGCUGAAUCAUGUUCCAUGCAAUGAGAAGAAUGAUUUUUCUAAAGUGAACGUUGAUGCCGAUGAGAACAUCUACAAAGUUGUGUCCAAGAUUGGAGUCAGGGUUCAAAAGGUUGUUGACUCUGAGAUAGCUACACUUUUUGAUGACGAUAAUAUGCUAUUUGGUUUUGAUGGAUAUAAGGCUCCUGCGGAUAUAUUGAGUGGUAAAGAAGGACUAGAAGAUGAAGAGCUUUUGCCGUCUGCCAGUUAUGUAAUUCAUCGGUGUAUGGAAUAUGCUGAGAAAUAUCAAAAUGAAGACGAUGGCAUUGAAGAUGAAUUUUUAUUUGAAGAGAGCAGUGAUGAAUAUGAAAUUUAG